AUGCCUGAAAUAUCCCCCAACGCGCUAGCCGCGUUGGCGAAGAAGCAUCUUAGCUUGCCAGCGUCCACACCUGAUGAACGCGUCCCGCGUUUUUAUUUCGACGAACUCAGACGACACCUUGCCCUCUGGCCGGACGAAGACAACUUUCGCGUCACGUUGCAGCCCAAAGUUGGAUUGGGCUCGGUAACAUGUCUCAAAGAUGGAUGCAACGAGAUCAUCCCCCUGAUUCGACGCGUCCGGGCGGUCGAUGGUGGUAAGACGGACGGGCUAGGGUCUCUUUCGGCUUAUCGGAACCACCUGUCCAAGCACAUUGCCCUUUCGAGGCAGACGCGUGCCAAAGCCGGCCCCAAUGCUCCUGCCUCAAAUGAAAGGGCACCGCCAACGACAAAGAUGAACAUCAAAUCAGAAUCACCAGCUUCCCCCCAGCCUGCAUCCACCUCUGCGAGCACUUUUCCUCGCUCGACCAGCUUGUCCCAGCGCGAAAACACUGCGGCUCGUGUCAAAUCUGAACCCACGGAGUCAGUCAUUCCCCGCAAGCGCUUAUCAGACAUCGCAUUCGCUGGACAGCCCAGCGCCGACGAUCCUUGUGGCCUGGUGGCCCUUCACACCGGGAAAAAGGCUAAAAGCGACCUUGUUUCGAAGCAACCCUUCACUCAAGUUACCAACUCCCCUCGUCCCCUUCCGAGCUCCUCCAAGGAUCCUGAAAUGUAUCCGUCCUACUACAUUGACGAGCCGACCCUCCAGUUGGACGACAUCCGCCUGGCACUGGCCGGUCAGGAGAGCAUGCUCGCACUGCUGUCUCGCAAGCCCCAGAAGACGACGAUGGACUACCAGGCUAUCGCUAGCUACGAGCAGGAGAUCCAACGGCUCCUCAAUAUGGAACAGCAGUACGACAUAAUGAUGCCCAUCGCGUCCUCGUCGAUGACGCCCUAUGCCCAACCUCAACCUAACAUCAAAGCAGAGCCUGCGCCUACCAUCCUGCAGCCACAGCCUCGAGUCACGCAUACCAGGCCAGCUGCAGCUCAGCCCUUCCCAAUGUUGAUGGAUAUCGAUCGCAAGCCUAUCGUUAAGCGUGAAGCCCCAGUCAUCUCCACCUUCGCUAAUCCUGCUAUGGCCGCUGGGCCAACGACAUCGAAUCCGUACUUCGGUUUUGACGAUAUCAAGCCUGUCUUCACGGACAAACGAGUUGUGCCCGACCCAAUAACACAGCCAACCAAGCCUAUUGCCCAGUUUAACAACCCCAUUGCAUCAAGCUCCAAAGCAACGCCACCUCUGCCGCCGCCAUCUGUCAGCAAUGUCAAUGCGGACUUUUCGAACGACAACAGCGAUUACGACUCGGACGACGACAGCUAUGAGUACGAAAACUUGCCUAACGUUGAUCACCUCGCCGCAAAAAUGAAUUUCAAGGUCCCGCCACCACUCAGCAGCGAUGCAUACGACAGGAAUGGCGACUACCACGGACGCGACCCCGACCUCUUCGUUGGCCCCCAGGCGAGUCAUGACGACCUCGAGAAGUUCCUGGUCCAGGCAGGUAACGCAGAGAUGUUUGAUGGUAACGAGAGCGUGGAUAAAGCAACCAAGCUGCUCGGCCUGAAGGGGCUCCAGGAUCUAAUUCCUGGGAUGGAGGUUACGUUGAUGGCCCAUCAGGCCAUUGGGGUCGCCUGGAUGGUGCAGAAAGAGCAGAGCGACCUGAAAGGUGGAUGUCUCGCUGAUGAGAUGGGUCUUGGAAAGACGGUACAAAUGAUUGCUACGAUUUUGAAGAACAAGCCCAAGGAUCCUAAAUGCAAGACCACCCUAAUCGUUGCUCCGUUGGCUCUGUUAGACCAGUGGAAGUUGGAGAUUGAGACGAAGACGAACUGCGGGCUUUCUUGUUACAUUUAUCAUGGCAACAACAAGACAAGGAGGAAGGCAGAGAUCCUAAAGCACGAUAUUGUGUUGACGACUUAUAAUACCAUGUCGCGCGAAUGGCCCGACUACGAGAAUGAGAUGAAGAAGAAGGCGAAGGCGAAGAAGAAAGGAGAUGGCUUCAUUGCUUCGGAUGAUGAUCUGGAUAUGCACGAUCAUACCUACCGGAACAAAAAGCGAAAGGAACAAGCUGGUCUUCUCUUCCAAGUCGAGUUUUACCGCAUCAUCACGGAUGAGGCUCAAUAUAUCAAGAAUCGUCGCACAAGGGCCUCUCGAGCUAUUACCGACCUUCAAGCCACAUACCGUUGGUGCUUGACUGGAACUCCAAUUGUCAAUUCCCUAGCAGAUGCUUUUGCAUAUCUUCGCUUUUUGAGGAUGAGGCCGUGGUAUGACUGGACCAAGUUCCAGAGCGAGAUAGGAAGGCUUGAGAAGAAGAGACCUGACGUAGCCGUUACCCGCCUCCAGACCGUGAUGAACACUUUCCUCCUUCGGCGUAAGAAAGACUCGAAGUUGGAUGGCAAGCCUCUCAUUGAGCUGCCCGAGAAGGAUAUCAGGCUUGCAAAGCUGGAAUUUUCACAAGAGGAGCGGGCUAUCUACAACAUGCUCGAGACCCGUUCUCAGAACACCUUCAAUCGUUACUUGCGCGCUGGAACAGUCCUUAAGAAUUAUCAUCAAGUCCUGGUCCUCCUCCUCCGCCUACGACAAGUCUGUUCGCACCCAUCUCUCAUCCAGGAGGGUGGUCAGGCGUUCGUUGCUCCAGGCGAAGCCGGAGAGGAAUCAGUUCACGCUGAGCCUGCGACUGAGCUAACCCGCGCUUGUAGCUCGGUUGGCCCGGACUUCGUGAAGAGAAUGAAAGAGAAGUUCAAGCAGGAGGCAUUGGACCGGCUCGAGGCUGAGAAACUUUCGGCUGAUGCAACUAUCGAGGAGGAAGAGUGCGCUAUAUGCCACGAUAAUCUAACCGAUGCUGUAAUCACCGCAUGCGCCCAUACGUUCUGUCGUGAAUGCAUUGAACUUUAUCUCAAGACCACUCAACCAAACGCAGAGGCCGCCGACGGUGCUAACAAGAAGGAUCAUGAUUGCCCAUGUUGCCGCGGGCCCAUCAAUUCGAAGAAAAUCUUCUCUCGAGCUGCUUUUGAGCCCACCGACGAGGAUCUCAAUCCCAAAGCUGCCUACGAUAGUGACAUCGAGAUGAUGGAUGCCAACGACGUUCCUCUUCGCAAGGGCAAGGGGAAGGGGAAAGGCAAGGGGAAAGCGACUGCUCGUCGUCCCAGGAAAGCUGCCAGUGGGCGUCGAACCUACAUUGAAUCGCACGACGAAGGCAACGAUGUCAACGCUUCUGGGUCGGACGAGGGGUAUCAAGACGACGAGGACGACGAUAUGAGCGAUUUCAUCGUCCAGAGCGACGAAGACGAGGAACAGAAGGACGCCUAUCGGGCUACGAAGAAACGUCUGGGAAAGAAGCGGGCGACUGUCAUAUUGGAUUCGGACGAUGAGACCCCCGAGGAGAAGGAGGUUCUGCUCGGAGUCAAUCCGAAGGGACCUACGACUCCAGAGCAGAUUGCGCUGAUGCCGAAGUUUUUGCCUUCGACGAAGAUGAAGUACAUGAUGGAUCAGUUGGGGGCGCUUGUGAAGGUUCGCCCUGACGAGAAGACGCUCAUCGUGUCUCAGUGGACUGGAUGUCUGUCACUCGUUUCUGACUACCUGACGGAAAAGAACAUCCCUCAUGUCAAGUACCAAGGAGACAUGGACCGUACAAAGCGUGAUCAGGCCGUGAAGGUCUUUAUGGCUCGCGAGAAGGCUCGUGUUAUGUUGAUGUCGUUGAAGUGUGGAGGUGUUGGCCUGAACCUUACACGCGCGAACAACGUCAUAUCUCUCGACCUCGGAUGGUCUCAGGCGGUUGAAGCUCAAGCCUUCGAUCGUGUCCACCGCUUGGGGCAGCAGAGAAAGGUUGUUGUCCAGCGUGUGGUUAUACAGGAUACAGUUGAAGAUCGCAUCUUGGAGAUGCAAGAGAGAAAGCAAACUCUCGCCGACGGAAGUCUUGGUGAAGGCAGCGCGAAGAAACUUGGCAGACUUUCUGUGAAAGAGCUCGCCAAUCUCUUCGGCCUUGAUCGCUUUGGACGCCGCCAGAAUUGA
Molecule: messenger RNA, 4038 nt
Organism: Cyclocybe aegerita
Lineage: Eukaryota; Fungi; Basidiomycota; Agaricomycetes; Agaricales; Hemipholiotaceae
Source: the annotation of a GenBank genome assembly